CCCAAGAAAGGGGAGGAUUCAGGCUGUUUAAUAGGGAGGUCAGCCAGUUGCUGAUCUUCAUAGCUGCAGUGAUGCCACGGAACUUCAAAGAAUACAAGAAAAGCAAGCGUGUCUAUAUCUAAAUGCUGUACCUUUUCAUUAGCACGUGGUUUACUGAUGAUCAGCAGUGAAGGACGAAAACCACAUUCUGGACACACUUAAAAGAAGGCCACAAAAGUGACAAAAUGCUUUGCAUAAGACGUUUUUAUCCAUUUGCACUGAGGUGUUGCCAGUGUCAUACUUUGAGCAGUGACCCCUUGUUGAGCCAGCUCAGUAACUGCACAAAUGAGGAUCAAGUAUUCGAUCUUGUUGGAAAGAACAAAACUAAACUCACUGAAAAACACGUGGGAAGUGCCAUUCAUAUCCUUUGGCAGUUUCAAAAGAAGAAGCCUAGUUUCCUGAGAAAUAUUGAUUAUGUGAAAAAUCACUCACAGUUUCUUAUACUUCGCAUUUUAGCAGAAAACAAGAUAGAAUAUAUGGAUAAUGAAGCAUUAGUGGACAUGCUGUACAAUGUACUCAGGUUCAAAGUUGAAGCCCAUGAUUCUCUAGUAGAAGAGCUCGUCAUAGAAGGCUGGAAAAGAUUAGAUGGAAUGAGCCUUUUUGCGCUAUCUAAAUUUGCAAUAUGUCUGCAUGACCAAAAAAUAUACAAUAGUCCUCUCAUGGGUCAGAUUGCUGAUAUUGUGAAUAAGAACUUGGAUUCCAUACAGGAUGCAAGGAUCUUGUCCGUUUUUAUGGUCAGCAUAUCUGGUGUUAUCUCACAGACUUUCCGAGAUCGGUUGAUACAAAAGGCAGAGUUGGCUUUGGACACUAUGCAACCCAUCUCCUUGAAUCAUGCCAGGCGAUUUGUACAGUUUCUCCGAAAUGUCAAACUACUGUAUCGCCCAUUGCUGGAUAAAUGUAACAAGGUUUUCGUCCAGAAUGUAAUGCAGCUAGAUAUUGAGCAUGUGGCUAUAAUUCUUGGACUAUACCAGUCAUUACAAUUCAACAACACUGAAUUUAGAUUAAUGGCGAAACAAAAACUGAUGGAAAUUAUGGAUGAUUGCAAUGAUCCUUUGAGCUUCUCUCGGCUGUUUGUUACUCUAACACCAAUGGCAGCACCAGAGAUCAGAGAGCAGUUAAUUGAAACUGCUCUACUAAUAGCAGAUGAAUUUGACCAUCACCAAACAUUAGCAGUGGUGGAAGCGAUGCAAGAAACGGGAUGCAGAAAUUCACAGCUGAUUCAAAAGAUUACUUCUCUCCUUCAUAAAUACUUGGAUAGGUACAGACCAGUUGAGCUGGCCAAGGUGUCACAGUCCAUAGCCUUGCUACGUUGCCCCAAUCCUGAUCUUUACUCUAAAUUACAAAGAUUGCUAAUUGGCUGUUUACAAGUUAACGUCAUCCCUGUUGAUAUUUCUAUGCUAACUCGUUGCCUCUCCAUACUUCCUUCUUCUCACAUGGAUGAGGUGGUAGCCACUCGCAUUGAGGCCGUCUUGCCUCAGUGCAGCCUGAGUGACUUGAAUUCCUUUGCCACAGCCAUCAUGAAAUGGGUUCGACGAGACCAGUCAAAUCAGCAAAGGUCUUCUGGGCUGUAUGGGAAACUUCUGCAAAAAGUUAACCAUUGUGCAUUUGAGAGACUUCAAAAAGCCAAUGAUCUGGAUCUUCUGUUAGAGGAACUGAAAUUUAUAUCUGGAGAAUCGUUUGAAGAAAUGCUUCUUGAACAAACCAUGAUUGCUUUUCAGCGCUUGAUAGACCAAAUCACAUGGGCGAAUGUGCUAGAUUUUUCAUCCUUCAUCAUCAAAACCACCUACCUCUGUCCUCCCUUACUUGAUAGAAUAGCUGCUGUUACCGUUGAGCAUAUCGAUAAGAUUUACAAAUCAGGAACUUAUUCUCUUCUCCUUCCCUUUGGUAUUCUAAAUUAUGAGCCUCCCCAAAGUGAGGAGUUUUUUGAGGCUUGCAUUGGACACCUCAGCUCUGACUUAGAUUGUUUUGAGCCGCAUCUUCUUGUGCUACUUGGUUUUUCUUUGGCUGUUACCGAGUACUUUCCAGAGAAUGUGAUAAAGGCUAUCUUUAACAUUGAAUUCCUAGCCAAACUGGAUGCCCAACUUGAAACACUAUCAGAUGCCUUAAACAGGAAGGUCCGCUUACGGCUGAUGGAGCUGAACCGAGCAGUCUGUUUGGAGUGCCCAGAGCUCCAAAUUCCAUGGUUUCAUGAGCGCUACUUCCAGCAGCUGCAGCACAAAAGCAAUGAUAAUCUCAGUGCGUUGCAACAGCAGAUACACAGACUGCUGGGAGAAAUUUUGGGAGGAAGACAUUUUGUCAAUGUGUCUGUACUCACCCCUUACUACUAUGGAAUCGACUUCGAAUGUAUUCUUGAUAAAAACAAGAAGCCCCUUCCAUAUAUGGGCCAGAAUGUUGUCAUGGCUGACUUGAAGAGAGUUAACUGGGGCCAAGAUAGCCAGUUCCCGGCAAGGAAAGAGCUACCACCAGGAGCUCAGAGAAUUGCAGUGGAAUUUCUCGAUUCAAAAGCCUUUUGCAAAAACUCAAAUCAUCCCAAAGGAGAAACUGCCAUGAAAAAGAGACAUUUGGAGAUUCUCGGUUACCAGGUUGUCCAGAUCCCUCAUUUUGAAUGGAAUUCCAUGGAACUUUCAUCAAAGGAUGCAUGGAUAGAAUAUCUAAACAAGAAAAUUUUCGAAAGAGAUUAAUUAUUGCCAUGUGGAGAAAGGCAUACAAUCAUGAGAAGCUAUUUUUAUAUGGAUUUUUUAUC
This is a messenger RNA of Elgaria multicarinata webbii, 2782 nucleotides long. It is a transcript of the gene FASTKD1, whose product is annotated as FAST kinase domains 1. Lineage: Eukaryota; Metazoa; Chordata; Lepidosauria; Squamata; Anguidae. The record is from RefSeq and is a predicted model, not a curated record. Gene Ontology annotation, biological process: regulation of mitochondrial mRNA stability; mitochondrial RNA processing. The transcript is spliced from 15 exons. Bases 225 to 2720 code for a protein of 831 amino acids. Gene Ontology annotation, molecular function: RNA binding. Gene Ontology annotation, cellular component: mitochondrial matrix; ribonucleoprotein granule.